Molecule: messenger RNA, 6427 nt
Organism: Oncorhynchus kisutch (coho salmon)
Lineage: Eukaryota; Metazoa; Chordata; Actinopteri; Salmoniformes; Salmonidae
Product: lysosome membrane protein 2
Exons: 12
Coding region: 438-1955 (505 amino acids)
Biological process (GO): receptor-mediated endocytosis; protein targeting to lysosome
Cellular component (GO): cytoplasm; membrane; lysosome
Molecular function (GO): scavenger receptor activity
Source: RefSeq, a predicted model, not a curated record
GUUUUAUACAGCUUACUACACCUUCACCACCCCGGACUGCAGUCCAACUCCUUUUUGCUGUGAAAUAUCUGUUACACUAUUAACCAGAAAGCGGAUGGUUAAUUAAAGUUAGCUUAAUUCCCCUUUCUUGGACCGCCUAUAAACUAAGAAGAAUAAAGAAACGAUUACCGUUAUUAUUCAUUUUGUCGACUAAAAAACGGUCGCUCCUGCAGAAUUAGAAGUUCUGUCACAUCUUGCAGAAACAGAAAAACGGACCACAAAGAUCAGUCAACAAGGUCAACUUUCAAUAAGUUUCUUUGUUACCGUUUACACAGUGAAGGGAACUUGCAGAUAAAACCACAGCAGGCUCAGUAGCCACGUUUCAACGGCAUCAUCCUCCGCUUCUUCUACGCAGUGGUCGAACUUUUACGCACUGUUGUCUCGGAGUCACCUUUAUCAUGACGCGAAGAUCUUGUGCGAUAUAUGGAGUCGGGAUUGUUUGCGCCAGUCUACUGAUCAUCGGGAUUGGCUUGGUUGUGACUCAAGUAUUUCAAACUUUGAUCCAUAACCGGUUAAAAAAGGAGAUAACUCUGACAGAGGGUAGUCGUGUGUUUGAGACAUGGAAAAACCCUCCUCCUCCCGUCUUCAUGCAAUACUUCUUCUUCAACGUUACCAACCCAGAUGACUUCCUGGUUGGAGCCAAGCCUAUCGUCUCUCAGGUCGGCCCUUACACAUACAGGGAGUACAGGCCCAAAGAAAAUGUGACGUUUGUAGAUAAUGGGACCAGAGUGUCUGCCUACCAACCCAAGACAUUUGUGUUCCUGCCAGAGCGCUCUGUAGGUGAUCCUGAUUAUGACAUGAUCACAACCAUCAAUAUCCCAGCUGUGGCGGUGAUGAACAAGGUGAAGGAUAGUUUCUGGAAGAGUUCGAUGGUAUCUAUCUGGAUGAACUCACUUCAUGUCGGCAUGUUAAUGACACGCUCCGUCAACGAGCUGCUGUGGGGCUUCAAGGACCCUCUGUUGUCCCGCAUCCAUCCCAUGAACCCAGAGAUCGACGAGUACUUUGGCCUCAUGUACAAGAAAAAUGGAAGCAAUGAUGGUGAAUUUGUUUAUCAUACCGGGGAGGAGGACUUCAUGAACUACGGCAGGGUAGCCACGUUUAAAGGAGAAAGUAAACUGAGCCUGUGGACGUCUGAGCAGAGUAACAUGAUCAAUGGUACAGAUGGCAGUGCCUUCCACCCCCUGUUGUCCAAGACGGAGAGACUGUACAUCUUCAGUCCUGACCUGUGCAGGUCCAUCUUCAUGGAGUUUGAGAAAGAUGUGAAGGUGAAGGGGCUCCCAGCGUAUCGUUUCACCCCUCCUCGUGAUGUCCUGGCAAGCAAGGAGGAGAACCCAGCCAACGAAGGAUUCUGUGUCUCCCCCAAAGAGUGCCUGGGCACCGGCUUGCUCAAAGUCAGCGUAUGCCGAAAAGGUGCUCCAGUUGUGAUGUCCUUUCCUCAUUUCUACCUGGGAGAUGAGAAGUACUCUAACGCCAUUGAAGGACUGGAUCCUGUCAGAGAGCAUCACCAGACCUACCUGGACCUGAACCCGACCACUGGUGUUCCUAUCCGGGCCAGUAAGAGAGCUCAGAUCAACAUCCUCAUCAACAGAAUCUCUGGCUUUCCGAAAACCAAAUUCCUGAACGAGACUAUCUUCCCUGUCAUGUUUAUCAAUGAGACGGUAGUGAUCGACGACGUGUCGGCGGCUAAGCUCCACAAACUGUUGCUGACGGCGAUGCUGGUGUCCAACUCCCCUCUCGUCCUGGUUGGUCUGGGGGCCAUCCUGCUGCCAGUGUUCAUCGGCCUCAUCGUCUGCGAAUACAAACAGAAGAAGUCAACAAAGGAAGACACAUCUUAUUCCCCCGUGAGCAACAAGGAGGGUGACGAAAAAAAUGGCAGCAGCUACGUUGCCUUGACUCCCGUUAUUGACAAGUCUUGAGGAGGGAAUGGGAAGGGUUUAUGGAGAGACAGAUGUAGGAUCUUAAUAUGAACCAGUUUGCUACAGCAGUAAAAUAAUCCUGCUGCAACAGGAAAUGUGAAUUAUGUGGAUUAUAAUUAAUGGACAUUUUUGUAGGGUUUUUAAAAGUCAAAAACACUGCAAGUUUGCAAUUCUCAGAAACAAAAGAGUGAUCAAAUUACGAUCCUACAUCUGUAUAUCAUAUAUAUCAGUGUGAGUUGCUGUUCAGGGCUGGAUCGUUGUAAAUCAUUGUGGCACUAGUUAGACUACUUUGAUAUGUCUUCGUUUUUUUGUUUUGUUACUUUGUUUAUUUGGAUCUGGUUCAACCCACAAAAUGGGGCUAAUCUUCCCGAAGUCCCUGUUAACCCACAAAAUGGGGCUAAUCUUCCAGAAGUCCCUGUUAACCCACAAAAUGGGGCUAAUCUUCCAGAAGUCCCUGUUAACCCACAAAAUGGGGCUAAUCUUCCCGAAGUCCCUGUUAACCCACAAAAUGGGGCUAAUCUUCCCAAAGUCCCUGUUAACCCACAAAAUGGGGCUAAUCUUCCAGAAGUCCCUGUUAACCCACAAAAUGGGGCUAAUCUUCCAGAAGUCCCUGUUAACCCACAAAAUGGGGCUAAUCUUCCCGAAGUCCCUGUUAACCCACAAAAUGGGGCUAAUCUUCCCGAAGUCCCUGUUAACCCACAAAAUGGGGCUAAUCUUCCCGAAGUCCCUGUUAACCCACAAAAUGGGGCUAAUCUUCCUGAAGUCCCUGUUAACCCACAAAAUGGGGCUAAUCUUCCCGAAGUCCCUGUUAACCCACAAAAUGGGGCUAAUCUUCCAGAAGUCCCUGUUAACCCACAAAAUGGGGCUAAUCUUCCAGAAGUCCCUGUUAACCCACAAAAUGGGGCUAAUCUUCCCGAAGUCCCUGUUAACCCACAAAAUGGGGCUAAUCUUCCCCAAGUGUUGACAUACAGUACAUGGCCAAUUUGACCAGCUGUUUCAAACAUUAUAUAAAAUAUAAAUUGUUUGAUACCUGUUAUUCAACAUUUUGUAAAAAAAAAAGGCUUUAUAAAUACAUUUGAUUGAUUGAUUGAUUGAUUGACAGAUCUAAUGCAGUUCCACCCCCGACACCCUCAAAACAACUGCUAUUAGGAUGUUGACUAAAGUGGAGCUUAUUGAAUUGAACCCUUAAUCUGUAUCUGGGAAACCACCCCUGAGUUUGUGUCCUUAAGAUAUGUCCUAAAGAUGUGUCCUAAAGAUGUGUCCUUAAGAUGUGUCCUUAAGAUAUGUCCUAAAGAUGUGCCCUAAAGAUGUGUCCUUAAAAUGUGUCCUUAAGAUAUGUCCUAAAGAUGUGCCAUAAAGAUGUGCCCUAAAGAUGUGCCCUAAAGAUGUGUCCUAAAGACGUGUGUACAUUAUUCAGGUAUCAUUCCAUUCUCAGGGGCACUGUGCUAGAAACUACACACCUUGUGCAUCACGAGAUGGCUUCAAAAGUGAUUAUUAUUAUAAAACCGUAACGUGUCAAAGAAGGUCAAGGAAGUGGUGAGAUGCUCUACUGACCAACGAAGGCUAAAUAUUUAAUGUAAUGAGUGUGUCUUCUUAAUGAAUUUGGAUUCAUAUUAAAACUAACAACAACAAAAAAUAUAUUUGUAACAUUAGCUAUAAUCUUUACAUUUCUACGUAAUUUCAUUUGUUCAUGCACUGUUUAAAUUUAUUUUCAAACUUGGUUGAUUGGUUGAAUAUGUUCAAAUUAGUGAACAAAAAUGCCAUCUGACUAUGUUUAUGUUAUUGAACAUAUCCACAAUACCAUCCAUACCUAAUUCAUGGAUCACCUUCACUUUGAACUUGCAUGUGGUGAUAUUUUGCAAGUGAGCAUUUUUAAGUGUUACUUAUCUGAUAUUCCAAAUGUGACAUCUGCCUACAUUCCUUAGGUGAGACGCCUGUGCCCCAGUUGGUACAUUCAUUAGGUGAGACGCCUGUGCCCAGUUGGCACAUUCAUUAGGUGAGACGCCUGUGCCCAGUUGGCACAUUCAUUAGGUGAGACGCCUGUGCCCAGUUGGCAUAUUCAUUAGGUGAGACGCCUGUGCCCAGUUGGCACAUUCAUUAGGUGAGACUCCUGUGCCCCAGUUGGUACACUCAUUAGGUGAGACUCCUGUGCCCAGUUGGUACAUUCAUUAGGUGAGACUCCUGUGCCCCAGUUGGUACAUUCAUUAGGUGAGACGCCUGUGCCCCAGUUGGCACAUUCAUUAGGUGAGACUCCUGUGCCCAGUUGGCACAUUCAUUAGGUGAGACUCCUCUGCCCAGUUGGCACAUUCAUUAGGUGAGACUCCUGUGCCCCAGUUGGUACAUUCAUUAGGUGAGACUCCUGUGCCCCAGUUGGUACAUUCAUUAGGUGAGUGUUGGUCUGUAUUGGGCAGAUCUAUAAAAAAAAUACCACAUCCUUGGCUUAUUGCUGCCAUUGUGAACGAGCCAACAGACCUAUGGCGCUCUGUAUACUGCGUAAAGCAAGGACAGGUUUUUUUGACUGAAUUGUUUCUGAGGCUUUUUGACACGUCAGACAAUUGUCCUGUGCCCUAUAGUGGGGGGGGGGGGGGGGGUUCUUGUCUGAAACAAACAAAUUAAGGCAAUGAAAAUUUGUAAUUUGAAGAUCAGAUCCCUUUAGAAUGUAUUUACAGAAUAGUGUUUUUGUUUUUACUAAUAGAAUAGAGUGCGUACUAAUGUGCAUUUCUGUUAUACAGGGAAGUCCAUAUGUCGUCGUGUUUUUUUUGGUUGAUAUUUUUUGACAGAAAAAAAAUGGACUGAAACUUUUAACUCAUGUAUCAGGUUCUGAAUGAUCUAAAUGUAUUAUCAUCACUACAUUAUUCUCUACAUUAUCGCUGCAUUACCAUGGCUGCUGACGAAACCAUAACUUCAGGUUUUGAUGCAAGGUUGUCUUCCUAAUGGCAAACAUUUUGGGAUCAAAGAUAAACAUUUAAAUCGUAUACCAAACUACUGGAAUUGUAGACAUUUUGCAGUGAUGUUGAAAGCCAAAUUUGUUUAUUGCUUUGUAUUGUGAGACAUUAAUAGGAGCACAUUAGCAGACUGUCUCUCUAGAAAAUGUAUUGAGAGAAAAGGCUCCUUGGAUAUCUGCAUAUGUUUAUUUUCAAUGGCAUCUCCUAAUGACACUAUAUACAUUUGUGUUAUGUCUAUAAUAGCCUUUGUGCAACUGCUGUAGUUCCAUGGCCUAGUAAUGCUUGGUUAAUUGUUGAAAUUGAAGAUUCUACAGGACUUGCUUGAAUGAUUAUUGCACCAUAAUGACUGUCUGAACGUAGCCUGAGUGCCAAUGUGUUUGUGUUCUUGCCUAGCAACAACAAACAAAAAAGAACAUGACAAUGAGUGACAAGGAGUUGGCAUGUUAGCGCCAACAAACAUGGCAAUCAGGCUAGUCUGACACCUCAAUGUUGAAAUCAACGCGUCAGAUCCCAUUUCAGUGCUCUGAGCUUAACUAUUGAUGCAUUACUUUGUAACCCAGCUGACUGUUCGUAUUAAUAUGAUAUGCCAAACAAAAGUAGCAGAACUUUUGCUUUGUUAGAUUACUUGUUGUGAAUUUAUUAGAUAGUGUUUGACUUGUUACUCACUUGUUUAUGAGAUGCCAUGCACUUACGUUACUCAGUAUUAGUUAUUCUUGUUGAAAAAUAGAAAAGCAACAAUAGAAAUGUAUCAUUUGAAAAAUGAGUAAAUGUUAGCGUUUUCUUCUCUAUUAUAAGUCUAAUCAGUCAUUUCAUAUUUUGAUGUUAAUUUGUCUUUGGCCUCUGUAUUUACUCUGUAGCAACCAUGUGCCUUGGUCUGUAAUGGAAUUACAGAACAUUGAAUGAAGAGGGCCUCAUUCACAGGAGGUUGGUUGGUGGCACCUUAAUUGGUGAGGACAGGCUCCAGGUAAUGACUGGAGCGGAAUCCGUGGAAUGGGAUCAAAUACAUCAAAAACACGUGGUUUCCGUGGUUUCCAUGUGUUUGAUGCCAUUCCAUUUGCUCCGUUCUGGCCAUUAUUAUGAGCCGUGCUCCCCUCAGCAGCCUCCGCUUGGUUUAAGUUCACUGUCAAGACUCUAUGGUGCAUUUUGUAAAACAGUCAUUAGAAACAGGACAAAAUUGGGAUACAACAACUAUCAGGAGAAUUGCAUAGGUAAAUUAUACACCAUAAAAAUCAUAAAAUCAAAACCAUUCUACAUGUACAGCCAUAGACAUCAGUGUACACACACAGCACUACUUGUUUUGUGCUUUGAGCACCAUAGUAAUUCAACUACUUUCCUCAGUCCCAAAGUCCUGUUUCCUGUAAUACAGCUGAAUGCUUUUCAUUGCAGCAGUCAAACAUAAUCCUUAUAUUUAUCAUAGUUAUCUUUAUUUUUUGGAAUGUAAAGACUGCAAAAAAAGUUACAAUAUUUUUUUGUAAAAAAAAUAAAAUGUUAAACUUAUUUACAGUUAAAUAAAAGCAACCAUUUUGA